CGCCAUUCCCCACCGGCGAGUCGAAACUGCGCUCCUUGCAGUAUAAAGUCUGGGAUCCAGCUAGCGCAGCUUGGCAUCUUCUGCUCUCGGCAUCUCUCCAUCUCUUGGCUCUCCUUCUCUCCCAUACCCUCUCUCUCUCUCUCUCUCUCUCUUUUCUCCUUUUAACUUCUUCCCGCUGCUGAGUCUUGUCUUUUCAUCCACCACAACGACAGUAAACGAGGACUUCAAGGGUCGACUGACCAUCGCGAGCUCAGGCUCGCAGAACUCACGGUCAGGGCUCGGGUCUUGCAGAGGUCAGGCAUGAGCACCGUGCUGGAUUCUCCGCUCGUAGCACUCGCGUCAGAUUACGAGAGCUUCGGAUUCCUCGCCGCCGCGAACAACUUGUGGACCUGGAUCGCCGUCAUCAGCACAGCGGCUCUCAGUUUCUGGCGAAUCCGAGCCUCGGCGUCUUCUGCCAUUGCUAGACGAGUAAGCGAAGAAUCCUUGUCGCCGCAGUCGUUGUCAUCUCGUGAAGAUGAAAUUGUAAAUGCGGAUCGAUCUUUUCCGCAACCGGCGUCUUGUGGCGCUGUGGAGGAAGAAUUUGAACCUGGUGCUUCUACUUCUCCUCCUCCUCCUCCUCCGUAUCCGACAUGGUUUGAAUGUGACGGCGGUGGAGUUACGAAGGGGAAGUUCGCGACAUAUUACGAGGAGGAUCGGAGAGAUGACGAACCGCCGCCGCCAGCAGCGACAACCGUAGAUGAAGCUGCGUUUGGUGGCGGAGAGUGGCGGUGGAGCUGGGAGAGAGCGGCGAGAUUGAGGGAUGGAGAGAGGGGGUGGUACAGCUUCCAGGACUUGAUGGUGAUCAAUGGCAAUGUGGUGAGGCUGUGGGAUGAGAGAGUUAGCAGAAGAUAAAAAGAAGAUUAGUAAAUAGUAACGAUUUUCUGCUCUUCAAUUUACCUCAUUUCGGCACGAGGAGGUCGGUCGAUGAAUGUAGUUAUUAAUAAAAGAUUAAACAAGUUGAGGGGGGUCUUUUUUACGAAA
Messenger RNA from Eucalyptus grandis, 1020 nucleotides. RefSeq lists its product as uncharacterized. NCBI's taxonomy places the organism in Eukaryota, Viridiplantae, Streptophyta, Magnoliopsida, Myrtales, Myrtaceae. The transcript has a single exon. The coding region runs from base 301 to 891 and encodes 196 amino acids. The record is from RefSeq and is a predicted model, not a curated record.